Helianthus annuus (common sunflower) is the source of this 1230-nucleotide messenger RNA. RefSeq lists its product as uncharacterized. Lineage: Eukaryota; Viridiplantae; Streptophyta; Magnoliopsida; Asterales; Asteraceae. Gene Ontology annotation, molecular function: catalytic activity. The record is from RefSeq and is a predicted model, not a curated record. Bases 1 to 1230 code for a protein of 409 amino acids. The transcript has a single exon.
AUGAAUUUCUUAACAGCAAACAUAAGGGGGGCAGGUGAUCCUAGCAAGGGGGAGCAUGUUAGGAAUCUCAAAAGAAACAACAAAUUAGGCUUUAUUGCUAUUCAAGAAACACAAAUGUCGGACUCCUCCAACAUACAGGUUAGUAAUUUUUGGGAUAAUACUCAAUUUGAUUUUGACUCUAUCGAAGCAACAGGGAGAUCUGGUCGUCUAUUGAGUAUAUGGGAUCCCAGAAUUUUUACUAAAAAGCCCUCAGUUAAAAAUCGAUAUUUCUUAGCCAUUCUCAGGGAAGUGGGCAAUGGAGUGGGUAAUAUUGCAGUGGUUAAUGUUUACGCACCGCAAGAUCAGAAUCUAAAAAAACAGCUUUGGGAGGAUUUACUGGCAUUAAUGAGAUCUUUUUCGGGUUCAUGGAUCUUUCUGGGUGACUUCAACUGCGUUAGGGAACCUACAGAAAGGAAAAACUCCAGAUUUAAUAAAAAUGAGGCAGAUGAUUUUAAUGCCUUUAUCAACGCAGAGGGUCUGGCGGAAUAUUCUAUGAUGGGUUGUACUUUCACGUAUGUGACGGACGAUGGACGAAAACUCAGCAAGAUAGACAGAGUAUUAGUCUGCCAUUCGUUCUUAGCUCUGUGGCCUACGAUAAAAUUAUGGGGAUCGACCAGGCACAAAUCAGAUCACCGACCACUAUUAUUGCUUUGUUCCGAUGUGAAUUUUGGUAAGCCACCCUUUCGUUUUUUCAAUUCUUGGUUAAAAGAUGAGGGAUUACAUGAUAUUGUGAAAAAGGCAUACGAUGGGUUAGCUUGGUUUAACCCUCCAGAUAAGUUGUUAGCAAUCAAAUUAAAAGCCGUCAAAGCAGCUAUAAGACCGUGGUGCGACAAUAUCAAGAAGAGGAACUGUGGUAUGCUAAAAGAUCUACAAAAAAAGGUGGAGACUUUGGAUUUAAAAGCUGAAUCAGUUGCACUAACAGAGCAAGAGAUUGAAGAUAGGAAUUCAUGGCUGAAAAUGAUAAAUGAGCUAGACGACAACAGAAUGGAAGAUCUCAAACAGAGGGCAAAGGUAAAAUGGGCAGUCGACGGGGAUGAAAACACGGCCUUUUUCCACGGGGUAAUCAAUGGUCAUCGAGAAAAUAAUAGAAUAAACGGGCUGAAUUUUGAGGACGUUUGGAUAUCACAACCGGAGGAACUUAAGGAGAAAAUUUACAAACAUUACGAAUCGAUUUUUUUGGAACAAGAGUAA